Molecule: messenger RNA, 1370 nt
Organism: Athalia rosae (coleseed sawfly)
Lineage: Eukaryota; Metazoa; Arthropoda; Insecta; Hymenoptera; Athaliidae
Product: CD63 antigen-like
Exons: 5
Coding region: 151-873 (240 amino acids)
Cellular component (GO): membrane
Source: RefSeq, a predicted model, not a curated record
UCCGUUACUGACAGCUGCAGUGAAGAAGGCGCGAACGGUUCACCGUCGAACGAACGGAUUUUACCCAUUUUUCCGUGAAAUAUAAAUCCAGGGGUAACCAGUGCCAGGGAAAAUAUUAUUUAAAAGAAGAAAACCUCUAUAACAAUCAAGAUGAGUUGCGGAAUAGCGUGCAUCAAGUACCUCCUCUUCAUAUUCAACUUCAUAUUUGCCUUACUUGGCUUGGGUCUCCUGGCCAUCGGUGUAGUGAUUCACCUGCACGUCACAGACGUCACCGAUCACCUCAGUGAUCAGAUAUCCGAAGCACCUGCGAUUGCCCUGAUCGUGAUCGGUGCGAUAAUAUUCGUGAUUGCAUUCUUCGGAUGUUGUGGAGCGAUUAGGGAGAGCCACUGCAUGGUCAUCACCUUUGCAGUCUUCCUGCUUACCAUCCUCAUCGUUCAAGUGGCAAUCGGUGUCUGGGCUUUCCUAAUAACCAAAGAAGUUCAAUCGGAAAACGGUAUAUCUGGCUUGGAUGACACGUACCGAAAGGUGUUCUCACAAUACUGGGCUGACAAAUCCGAUCGUAAUGCUGUCGACGCGAUCCAGUCGACCUUGAAAUGUUGCGGAAUCGAAUCGCCAAAUGAUUUCGGAAAGAUUGGAAAUUCCACAAUUCCAUGGAGUUGUUGCGGUAAUUCAGAAGGUACUGCCUGUACCGAUCAAUCAUCCAUUUACCAGACCGGAUGCGUCAAGCUCCUUAGUGAAACUCUCAACCAGUUGUACGUUAUCAUUGGAGGAGUCGCUAUCGGUGUUGCUGCAGCUGAGCUGGUCGGCAUUAUCUUCGCGCUUUGUUUGGCAAACUCCAUCAGGAACGACGACCGACGAGGCUACAGAGUUUAAUUAAUUAAUGCGAUCGACUGAGUAUAAAAACAGAACAAAAACAAAAAAAAAAAAUAAAUACAAAAACAAUGAAAACACAAGGUCGAAGUAUACAAGUAUUUAUACUACGUACUUGAGUCUUGUAACGCAUUACGAUCGCCAAUGAAUUUAUUUCUUUUCCUUUCGGUCUCUGUUUUAUCCAUAAUGAGAUAAAAAAUGGAGGAGGAAAAGUCGUGGAUCAACGAUAAACGAAAAAUCGCCAAAAGUUUGAGAAAUAAACUUUUAAAAAUGAGUCUGGGAAAAACAAAAAACUAUUAAAUGUUAGAAAAUGUGUCGGAAUGUGACAAGUCAACCAAAUUGAAUUUGCUAUACACCUCGUCUAUACUUCACAAACAAAAUUUUCGCUUAGCUUUUCCAAUGUACGUAAGUUGAACUGUUAUGAGUUAAAAUACUAUAUACGAAACGCAAAAUAAAAUUGUACGUAUAUUAUACACGAAUAAUUGAUGAAAAUAAUAAUU